Felis catus (domestic cat) is the source of this 2033-nucleotide messenger RNA. It is a transcript of the gene RMND5B, whose product is annotated as required for meiotic nuclear division 5 homolog B. Gene Ontology annotation, molecular function: protein binding; ubiquitin protein ligase activity. Gene Ontology annotation, cellular component: cytoplasm; GID complex; nucleus. The coding region runs from base 372 to 1553 and encodes 393 amino acids. The record is from RefSeq and is a predicted model, not a curated record. Gene Ontology annotation, biological process: proteasome-mediated ubiquitin-dependent protein catabolic process. Lineage: Eukaryota; Metazoa; Chordata; Mammalia; Carnivora; Felidae. The transcript has 11 exons.
UCGUCGGCCCGGAGCAGCUGGAGUCCCACGGACUCACAGGACCCUGGAGGAGCCGCCUCUGCCAGGGGAGUCCCUCGAACUGAGAGGACGCGUUCUAGUGCGACCCGGCCGGGUCUGAGGUUCAAGCUCAGGUCCCCUAGCCCAACGGUUAGGAGAUGGAUGCGCCAUUUAAUCAGCAAGAAUUCACUGAACAGCCACUGUGGACCAGGCCCUGGGCUGGGUGCUGAGGGGAGAAAGAGGACAAGAUUGGCCUCCAGCCCUGAGCAGCUCACAGUCUAGUAGGAGACCUGUAAAGAGGCAGUUACUGUGCCACAGUGCUGAGGACUCAGAGGAGUGUGGAAUGGGUGUCUUCCACAGAGGCAGAGGCCACCAUGGAGCAGUGUGCGAGUGUGGAGAGAGAGGUGGACAAGGUCCUGCAGAAGUUUCUGACCUACGGGCAGCACUGUGAGCAGAGCCUGGAGGAGCUGCUACACUACGUGGGCCAGCUGCGGGCUGAGCUGGCCAAUGCAGCCCUCCAGGGGACCCCUCUCUCUGCCACCCUCUCCCUGGUGAUGUCCCAGUGCUGCCGGAAGAUCAAAGACACCGUGCAGAAACUGGCUUCGGACCACAAGGACAUUCACAGCAGCGUCUCUCGAGUGGGCAAAGCCAUCGACAGGAACUUUGACUCUGAGAUCUGUGGUGUCGUCUCCGACGCAGUGUGGGACUCACGGGAGAAGCAGCAGCAGAUCCUACAGAUGGCCAUCGUGGAGCACCUGUACCAGCAGGGCAUGCUCAGUGUUGCUGAGGAGCUGUGCCAGGAAUCCACCCUGAAUGUGGACUUGGACUUUAAGCAACCUUUCCUGGAGCUGAAUCGAAUCCUGGAAGCUCUGCAUGAACAAGAUCUAGGGCCGGCGUUGGAGUGGGCCAUCUCCCACAGGCAGCGCCUGCUCGAGCUCAACAGUUCCCUGGAGUUCAAGCUGCACCGACUGCACUUCAUCCGGCUCCUGGCAAGCGGCCCCGAGAAGCAGCUAGAGGCCCUCAGCUAUGCCCGGCACUUUCAGCCAUUUGCACGGCUGCACCAGCGAGAAAUCCAGGUGAUGAUGGGCAGUCUGGUGUACCUGCGGCUGGGCUUGGAGAAGUCACCCUACUGCCACCUUCUGGACAACAGCCACUGGGCAGAGAUCUGCGAGACCUUUACCCGGGAUGCCUGUUCCCUGCUGGGGCUCUCGGUGGAGUCGCCCCUCAGCGUCAGCUUUGCCUCUGGCUGUGUGGCGCUGCCGGUGCUGAUGAACAUCAAGGCCGUGAUUGAGCAGCGGCAGUGCACGGGGGUCUGGAGUCACAAGGAUGAGUUACCGAUCGAGAUCGAACUGGGCAUGAAGUGCUGGUACCACUCGGUGUUUGCCUGCCCCAUCCUACGGCAGCAGACGUCAGAUUCCAACCCUCCCAUCAAGCUCAUCUGCGGCCACGUGAUCUCUCGAGAUGCGCUCAACAAGCUCAUUAACGGUGGAAAGCUCAAGUGUCCCUACUGUCCCAUGGAGCAGAACCCGGCUGACGGGAAACGCAUCAUAUUCUGAUACCCGCCUGGGAGGAACUUUGUCAAAAGGGGCUUUUCACCCUUGAGCCUUGGUCUUGUCUACGCAAGGGUAGCUGCUGUCUGUGGAUUGUGGUUCACUUCAGCGCAAAUGGCCGAGUGCCACUCCAGGCAGAGGCCAAGAAGGGAGAUGAACCAGUUUGUGCCAGGCAGCUGGCUCCUUGGCCAUGAGGGUAGGCAGACACUGGCCUCUGCACUCCUGCCGUUUCCCUAUCUGUAUCUGCCACUGACUUAGUCACAACCAACAGAGAGGCAGAGGACUUGGCAGGCAACACGGACAUCUUCCCAGUCCUGGCAUCCUGCCCCCAGCCGGGUCGCUGAUGGCUACACCCAUGCUGUAUCUGCUGCUCCAGUGGUACAGCCUCACAACUGUAUGUAUCCACUUCCCACUGUAAAUAGUCAGGUUUGAACUGAAUGCCGUGGUUUUAUAACUGAGCAAAUAUAUUCACAGGCCUUCUCCUUA